AUGGGUCAACCAGUGGAGAAUCAGGCUAGCCAUCACGCAGUGACCAUACUGGAGGGUUAUGCCAAGAUGAUUAACCAGACCAUCCAGGGCCAAAUCAGGGAUGACGGUGAACAACAAAACUGCACAUUGUGCGGUAUCUAUGGGAUGAUUGAACAGCCGAAGGAGGACUUCAGGCAGGCUAGCCAAGGGAAAGUGCCGUUCCAGAUUAGUGACAAACAGCAUGAACAUUUGUUCCAGGAGAAGACCCACACGAACAUCUCUCACUGUCAGUUGCUGCAGCUCACUUUUAAUGCCAGCUGCAGGGACUCUCUCGGUGAGGCACUGGGCUUGGUGCUAGGGAUUCCAGUUAUCCCCAGUGACAAAGCUGGGAUGAGGCCUUUUGAAGUCGAAAUUAAUUUAUUGGCGAUUGUUAUCCUUUACCGGGGAAAGUGUGGUGUUUCCCCCUGCACUGCUCGCUACCUGGUGGUUAUGGCAGCUGCCGAUCUGAUGGUUAUUAUCACUGAUGUUGUACUGAGGAGAUUUCCCUAUUAUUAUUAUGGGCAGUGUUUCCUGGACAUCACUCCUGUGUGUAGCGUUAUUGGGGUCCUGUUUCGUACAGCCACUACCUGCUCUGUCUGGUUCACUGUCACUUUCUCCUUUGACCGAUUUGUGACCAUUUGUUGCCAGAAGCUGAGAACAAAAUAUUCUACUGAGAAAACUGCAACUGUGGUACUAGCAACAACCUGCACCCUGCUCUGUCUGAAAAACAUCCCCUUCUAUUUUCAAUAUGAACCUCGGACGAUAAACAACAAUGUGCCGUUCUACUGCAAAACAAAGUCAAGCUACUUUACUGAGACUUGGUGGGUGAUAUUAGAUUGGCUUGAUACAGUUUUAACCCCUUUACUGCCAUUCGCUUUAAUUCUGUCUUUCAAUGCUCUGACAGUCAGACACAUUUUAGUGACCAGUCGAGUCCGGAACUGCCUGAAGGGUGAGAGCAAAGGAGAGAAUCGCAGAGACCCAGAGAUGGAGAGCAGAAGGAAGUCUGUGAUUUUGCUCUUCACCAUAUCUGGGAGCUUCAUCCUUCUAUGGUUAAUAUUUGUUGUAAAUUUCUUAUAUUAUGUCAUUCAAGGAAUGAAUACUGCCGAUUACUCGCCGUUUCUUUAUGACUUGAGCGCUGUUGGUUUUAUGCUGCAGAACCUAAGUUGUUGCACAAACACAUUUAUUUAUGCAGCAACAUUGUCUAGGUUCAGAGCAGAGAUCGGUUAUGCGGUAAAAUACCUGGUUAUACGAUUUCCUUGCAUUAUAAAAAACUCUUCAGUGUAG
Molecule: messenger RNA, 1302 nt
Organism: Rhincodon typus (whale shark)
Lineage: Eukaryota; Metazoa; Chordata; Chondrichthyes; Orectolobiformes; Rhincodontidae
Product: probable G-protein coupled receptor 139
Exons: 2
Coding region: 1-1302 (433 amino acids)
Biological process (GO): G protein-coupled receptor signaling pathway
Cellular component (GO): membrane
Molecular function (GO): G protein-coupled receptor activity
Source: RefSeq, a predicted model, not a curated record